This is a messenger RNA of Dichotomopilus funicola, 1038 nucleotides long. Its product is annotated as WSC domain-containing protein. The record is from RefSeq and is a predicted model, not a curated record. The transcript is spliced from 3 exons. NCBI's taxonomy places the organism in Eukaryota, Fungi, Ascomycota, Sordariomycetes, Sordariales, Chaetomiaceae. Bases 1 to 1038 code for a protein of 345 amino acids.
AUGAAUCGCAAGAUCAUCCCGGCGCUGCUUGCCAGCGCUGUUACGGCUUCAGCUUGCACCAUCCCAACAGACCCUCUUGAUAACAACAUUGCGUACCCGUUCCGAGCUCAGGUCCAGAAUGCCACCCGGCCUGAAGUCCACAACAAGUAUAUGAACCUGUUUGAAGCUGGUGGCGGUGAUCGUCAUCUCUUCAUCGGGCCCGUCGGUGUGCCUACCUACGACCUGACGCUUGUCGACGGCGUCAUCAACCAUGUCCCGGAUGGGGUGCGCGCCGUGAUCGGUGGGGAGAUCGACCACACCACGAAGAUGUUCAUGACUGGCCGAGGUGACCCACGAGCCAUCUUCAAGCCGACCUACGCCUGCAACCCAGACACAGACGCGCUUCAGAUUGAGCUUCGGUUCGUGACCUGGCAAGAUCAGCCCACGGGCGGCCACAUCUGUGUUCGUUCUUCAUUUGAAGAGAGCCACGAGUUCCGGUACUACCCGCCGGGCAACACACUGGUCGACCCCAACCGCGAGUGCAUCAAAGUCACUCUCGUGGUGAUUCCCACGACCGACCUCCCUCCUCAAACCAGCACCACACUCUCCACCUCCACUAUCCCAGCAACUUCCACCACAACGACCUCCACCAGGACUUCCACCGCAACUAGUACCCCCAGCAGCGCUCCGUUCGUUGACCUCACCUCCUCCGGCUUCCGUUUCGUCGGCUGCGCGCCCGAGGAACGCUGGACGACUGACGGCGCUUUCCGCACACUCCCCGACGCGUCCACGUCGACAGAUACCAACACCAAUGCCGCGUGCGCGGCGUUUUGUACGGCGGGCGGGUUCAAGUACGCGGGCACCGAAUGGAGCCGCGAGUGCUGGUGUGGUAAGGCAGUGGUCGCGACGCGCUGGCCCGCGACAACACUGGCUAGCCUGGAGGGCUGCAACUUCCGGUGCACGGGUGACGAGGGUGAGAUUUGCGGCGGUGAUGCGCGUUUGAGUUUGUAUGAGAAGUGUGAUAGUGGGGAGGCCUGCGAGAAUGUGGUGUUUACUUAA